This is a messenger RNA of Alligator sinensis (Chinese alligator), 2853 nucleotides long. RefSeq names its product HERV-H LTR-associating 2 (gene HHLA2). Gene Ontology annotation, cellular component: external side of plasma membrane. The transcript has 9 exons. Gene Ontology annotation, biological process: negative regulation of T cell proliferation; positive regulation of T cell proliferation; immune response. Lineage: Eukaryota; Metazoa; Chordata; Crocodylia; Alligatoridae. The record is from RefSeq and is a predicted model, not a curated record. The coding region runs from base 243 to 1388 and encodes 381 amino acids.
UGGCAACACCCAGGCGGCGCUGGCAGGAACCGACCCAGGUGAGGGUGGAAGAGCCGGUCUGCGCCAGGGUCACAAGUGAUCGCCCUCUGCUCCCUGCCGCCGUGGUUGGAGGUGUGGGGGAUGGGACGGUGCGAGCUGCUACUUCCAGCCCGGGCAGCUCCUUGAGUUGGCAGCCCGCUGCUCCAGCGCAAGGCUCGGCCGGACCGCAGCUGGAAGCAAAACUGCUAUGAAGAUAAGAGGACAUGAAGGUGCACUUCCAUCUCAUUUUCCUGUUGCAUGCAUGUACUGUAGUUUUAGGACUUGAAAUAGUAACUGGACAGGUUUCCAAAGACUGCAUUCUGCCAUGCUCCUUUCCACAUGGUGAAGAAGUAGUAAUUCACUGGAAGAAAGAACUCCAAAAUGUGCACAGCUACUACAGCGGGCAGGACCAACUAGCAAGCCAAGACUCUCAAUACCGGGGUAGAACAGCUCUCUUUCAUGAGGGGAUUCCCAAUGGAAAUGCCUCCUUAAAACUGAGUAAACUGCACCAGACCGAUGAGGGCUCCUAUUCUUGCUAUGUGGGGACAAAACAAACGAGAACAGAAGUGGAAGUCAAACUGUCCAUACAAGCUCCCCCUCAUUACGCAAUGGAAUAUGAAAAACAAGACUCUGAGAGACAACUGAAAUGUUCUGCCUUUCUUGGCUAUCCUAAGCCUAAUAUUACAUGGCAAGAUUGCUGUAUAUCAAGGGAAGACACAAGAACCGAAAGAACCCAGGAUGGACUUUAUUCAGUUAGAAGUGAGAAGAAUAUUACAGACAAAGCUUAUUCUUAUGUGUGUCACAUUCAGUUUGGGGAUCAGAUCUGGACUGCUGACUGGAAGAGGGCAGAUCUACUUUGUAGAAGUGAGGGAGGUACCGCCAUAAUCCCAUGUGAAGUUUCUGCUGAAAGUUCCUCAUACACUAUUACUUUGAAAGCAAUAAAAAGUACAUCUACUUCUGUUCUGGCAUCCUUCAAUAGCACAUCAAGAAGCCCUGUACUUCUGCCAGAAAGAUUCUAUUUGGACACAGACAAACCACAUAAAUAUAAGUUAAGGAUAAGUGGCCUGACUCUAGAUGACCAGGGAGAAUAUCUGUGUAAUGUUUCAACACCUCAGUACACAAAACUGACUAUAACGACUUUACAAGUUGAAGAAAGAACAAGUACAAAUUCUGCUGUAUCUGGCACUGGCAUUGGCAUUGGCAUUGGCACUGUCAUCGGCAUCGGCAUUGUCAUCACUGUUAUUGGCAUUUCAUAUUAUUUAUACAAGAAAGGACACCCUAAACAAAACGGGAGUGCGGUAAAAACUGUGUCACCUUCAGAGGAACCAGUAGCUCUCCUCCCCCGGGAUAAAGGAUGGACUCCGGAGUGACUCCGCCAGGCCUAGGGAGAGUACUUAACCUUUUUCCCCGUGACCAAGAAAAUAAUCAGCAAAAUAAUUCUCUCAAGUCUCUCUCCAACUGUAUGUUUAAAAAAAACCCCAGAAAAUUCUUUGCCCUUUGAUUAUUCCAUAUAUAAUCCAUAUAGUUGUAUUAGAAAGCAAAUGUACAAGUAACUUUCUGAACAGAAUUAUUAACAAAGGGACAGAAGCUUGUAAAAGCAGAUGGAUGAAAAAGUGUCAUGCUUUUCACAAAGAUUGAUUGCAGAACAUGUUAAAGUUUUAUUAAAUAUGACAAAAUCUAUGUUGUAUCAAAAUGGUGAGAAAAAUCUUAUGCUCUUUGUGGUUCAUAUAUUUGUAUAUGGCUGUUUUAAUCAAACUUGGAGAGAAGGUGGGUCAAACUGAUAUCUAACUUAAUCUCUCUGGAAAGUAGUAAAAGUCACUGUAAACAUUUUACCUCAUAGUGAAUAAUACUCUUGAUAAUUUGCCAGUACACACACACACACACAUAUACACACACACACACACACACACACACACACAGUCAGGCCCUCUCAGAGGUCAAGAGAGGCCCGGGCCACUUCCAUUUUUUGAGGCUCAAAAUACAAUGCAAUAAUUUGUAAUAAAUGUUCCUUUUUUAUUUAACAAGUAAUUUUCUAGCUUUUUUCUUCUUCUUUCAAUCCUGUCAGUGUAUCUCUGUGUCUGUAUGUAUAACGUCGUUUGGAGAUAACAUCAAAAGUCUAAAUUUGAGACCCUCCGUGAAUGAGAGGCCCAGGCCAAAUGGCUUUCCUGCCCCCGCCCCCCCGCAAUGAUAGGCUCUGUAUACAGUGAGGGGGAGAAGGGGAGGGAGAGUGCUUCUUGUUAUUAGUCUGCAAAGUUCCCUUGCACCCAGAACUUUGUGGUCAAACUUCUCAAAUAAGCAUGCAACCCUAUGGCUGAGUACAAACAGUCAAAAAGCCCAAAGCUGAAUUGUCCUUGCAGAUUACUUUAAACUACACAGAUUAAAUUGAAACAGAAGUGACAGACAUUUACCUUUGAUUCAGGAAAUGCAGCCAUAUGCCUGCAGUGGCUCAGGCCAGAAGUCAGGGGAUGCUAGAAUAGGGGUCUCUAGCAUGUAGCCAUCAUGGGCUGUGUGUUCACUUCCCCUUUCUGCUGCUCCCAAGGUCUCUGGGAUUUGUGGUCCAAAAUCACAGUAGCAGAACUCUGCAGGGUUGCUUAUCACUUCCUCUUACUGUUUCCGGGUGCCUCUAGGAUUUGUUGUCUACAGUCACAGUAAGUUUGAGCAGGGGAAGGGGGGUUUCACUCCCCCCCCCGGCCUCAGACCCUAGCCAGGGUUUUCCUGGAGGGUGAGGGGCAGUCCCCUCCCUCCAUCCCUGCAGAAUGGGCUGCAUCCCCAGCCAGGCUUGCUCCCUCCCACCCCUUGUCAGCCAGCCCUCACUACUCCAGCUAGGGAGAAGAG